UAUAAACAUAUCAUUCGCGUUCGUAGCUCGAUAACACUUAAAAAAAAGUCUUGUGAAGCCUCGAUAAAGCGCCACGUGUAAAGAACUGCUCCUGUUUUAAAGGCUCGUUUCCACAGAGUUAGAAUGAAAAGAAGAAAAAAAAGGGCAAAAAAUAGUGGAAAUGAGAGAUUGCAAAAGCUUAAGAUCAACACGUGAUCUGGUUUUUUUCCCCAGGAUUUUCUAAACAUUUGGAUCUCGAAUUUCACAUACUCGAGUGUGACUCAAGUUUUAUGGACGGUCGGGCCACCCUUACGGUUGGGCCAGUAUCGUGUUUAAAGCCCUUUCAUAUUAGCGCCAUCUACCAUUGUAUGCAAAUACUUACUAGCGAUGGUAAUAAACUUUUCACGAUACUUUUAGCAAGUCUUAGUGAAAUGCUGCAAUUUGUACAGACUUGUUUUGUAAAAGUGCGCUAAAGAUUAAAAGGAAAACUGGUUUGUGGUAUCCGAAAAAGUUAAUUCAACAAAAGAAGAAAAUGCAAACAAUAAAAAACAAUAGAUGUCUUUUGAGAAAAGAAAAAUCGUCCUCGAAUGAUGAAUGGAAAAAGGAUAUUAAGAGUGAAAGUUCGGAAAAUUUGUCGAUAGAAACAUUGGACAGAAAAGAAAGUCCCAUCAAUCCAUACAAUCGAGUUGAGUAUCCUCCAGACCAAUGGUUACCAGUCAAUGAAAAUACAGAUGUUGCGAUCUCCAGCUUGGAACAUGAAUUCAUUCUCAAGACACACAUGAAAACAUGUUCGAAAGAAUCGCUAAAAACAGAAAAUUUCCUUUCCUCUUGCAGGACAGAUGAAGCAUGCUCUAGCGAGGAUAUGUUUCAAAAACAAAUUUACAAAAAAAUAGAAAACAGAGUUAAAAAAGCUGUUAAGAAGCAUAAAGUCUUUUUAAUACGUGGAGAACUACCAAAAUUGAGAGAAGCUUUAGAAAAUAGAGGAUGGAUACAGAAGUAUGAGAGCAUCAAAACAAGAUCACUUCCAUAUGGUCAAAGUCAACCAUGCUUGGAGAGUAAAUCUCUAGGGGAUAUUCAACAAUCCGAUGGUACAUUGAAUGAAAAAGCAUUAAUUUUCUCUAUGUUAUGUCACAUAGAUCCAGACUUCAUUUGGGAUUGCCGCAAUAAUUUUACUGAAUGGGACAACAGUAUAAAAAGCAGUACACUUUUGAAUAGAUUACAGAAUUCAAUUGCUUAUACAUCAAAACUGGGAAUGGCGAACAUUUUACAAGACUCUCAGUGGUUAUACGAGAAGGACGUAGCAGAUGUCAACUUUCCACGUAGCUACAACCUUUCCAGAGAGCUGACCGACUUCAUAAAAGAUUUUCGUCAAACAGCCGCAGCGGGAUUUCUGAGAUGGUUCGUGGAGAUGUUUAAAGAUGAAGAGAUGGACAAAGAUUGGGAUACACUUGCCGUGAACAUUGGUCAAGUGGAAUUUGCACGAAAACGCUGUGAAGAAUAUAUAGCCGAAUUGAAACAGGAGAAUAUCGAUAAUUCUGAUUUAGAUAUAUCUGAAGACGAUUGGAAUUGCUUUUGUGACGAUUACAACUCUCUCCAGCAUAAAGUGGCCGAGAUUUCCAACAGUAGAAGUAGUAGUAGCAGCAGCAGCAGCAGCACGAGCAUUCAAUCUCGAUUCAAGGAGGUGUACACGCAAGCUGUUUCUGUAUUGGAACAAUUGAAGGAAAUCGAUUGUCAGUAUAAUUUAAAUGGAACAAGAAAUAUAUGGAUUUUAAAGCCAAAUCAUUUAUGUUGUGGAGUUGGAAUCAGUAUUUCGCACAAUUUACAAGAAAUUCAACACCGUGUUGAAACAAAGCCAAAAGAUUAUUUUAUCAUUCAAAAAUAUAUUGAGGAUCCAUUGUUGGUAAAAGGGACGAAAUUCGAUAUUAGACUAUGGUAUCUCGUGACGUCGAGUUUUCCACUCUCGAUAUGGAUUUUCAAGGAAGCUCUUCUUCGAUUUAGUUCAAAACCCUAUAGCUUUUCUUCAUACCAUGAAGUGAUUCACAUCUGCAACACUGCCAUUCAAGAGAGAUAUGACUACGAGAGACGAAGAAGAAGGAAAAGAGGUGAUGUCGUCGAAACCACAGAGACUGUUCGAGAUCAAGGAUGGGAUUGCGAGAAGCUCAACGAAUGUUUGAAAGAAAUGGGUUAUGAUGGAGAGCCUUUCUACGAUACGAUAUAUCCAAGAAUGUCACAAGCAAUCGUGAUGACAAUGUUAGCUGCCCAAGAAUCAAUGGAUAAACGUCGUUGUAGCUUCGAAUUAUAUGGUGCUGAUUUUAUGGUUAUGGAAGAUCUCUCCGUUUGGCUCAUUGAAAUUAACACCAAUCCCCGAAUGCAUCCACCGAGUUCGAAAAUCACUCAACGACUUUACAACUCUGUUUUGGACAGCCUUGUCAAAGUAAUCCUGGAUCUACCUUUGAACCCAAGUGCCGACACGGGAGGAUUUGCUUUAGCGUAUAAGCAAACUAUACCAGAGUUGAGGCCAUAUCUCGGGCCAUGUUUGUUUGCCGUGGGCAAGUCGAUGAAGUUACAUGAGUGUCCUGAGAAGAAACAGGAUGAUAGUCGGGCAAUCAUUUGUAAUUCUUGGAGCAAGGAAAAUCGUGCUCGGACCGCCCCGCCAAGUGUCUCUCGCUUGAGGGAUCCUCAGGUCGUUGACUUUAUCGACUAUUUAAACUCUGAAGGCUGAGCUGCUAUAUGACUUCAAUAUCUUCAAAUAUCAAAAAUGUUUCUACUAGAUCAAAAAUAUUAUUAGAAAAAAAUCGAAGCAUAUAAAUUUAUACAAAAAAAUAUAAUUUUAUAAAAAUUGGAAAAAUAAUUAUUAUUUUCAAUAAAAGUUAAUCAAGGUUCAAGCAAUAAAGAUAUAAAUAGCUUGUAAUAAAAUGGUAGCGCGUUUUAAUUCGAAAAAUCUAAAAAGCAUUUUGUAAUACAAAAACAAUAAAAGG
This is a messenger RNA of Leptopilina boulardi, 2957 nucleotides long. RefSeq names its product tubulin glycylase 3A-like. The coding region runs from base 512 to 2701 and encodes 729 amino acids. Gene Ontology annotation, molecular function: protein-glycine ligase activity, initiating. Gene Ontology annotation, cellular component: cilium. The transcript has 12 exons. Gene Ontology annotation, biological process: cilium assembly; cilium movement; protein polyglycylation. NCBI's taxonomy places the organism in Eukaryota, Metazoa, Arthropoda, Insecta, Hymenoptera, Figitidae. The record is from RefSeq and is a predicted model, not a curated record.